AAAGAAGAAGAAAAAGAAGAGGAGGAAGAAGAAGAACAAACAGAAGAAGAAGGAGAGGAGGAGGAGGAGGCGUUCUCCAGCUCUGAUAGUGAUACUACUGCUGCUGACAGCUUCACUCCAGCAUGGAGACGUGAGGAGGAAUGUAGGGGAGGAUUAUCUCUCCCACACGACCCAGCUCUAAUCUCUGCACACUCACACACACCUUGUGUCUCGUAAAAGACCUUUGGCAUGUGGAUUAUUGACUUUGUAGCUUCAGGAGGGCAGCCAUGUUUGAAGUUCUGCAGCAGUGGAGUCAUAUAACAGAGCAUUUCCAACACUUUGCCUCAUUUUUAGGUCGACUUUUGAUGAAAGUCUGGGGUGUUGUUGUUGCUCUCCCUGCAGCAGAAGAAGAUUCACGUUGUAGCUCAGCUAUCACUCUAGUGAUGGAAGCAGGAAGUGCUUGAUUUGGUCACAUCUGGUACAUUUUUAGAGCAACGCUUAUGUGAAAUCUGGUUGGAAUUGCGGCUAUUAAUCCUGGUGCUUCAAAUUCCUUAUCAAUCAGACUUUAUUAUGGUUGUUAAAGUGUGGUAGAAUGCAGCCCCACACUUCCCAUGCGACCAAGCUAAUAUCAAAGCUCUGAGGAGUUUUUACAUUUAGCAAUUUUUUUGCGUUGGACUUUUGUGCGAGCUUAAACUUUUAGUUUCUUUAUAAUGAGACUUGUUUACAUGACUUCAGUUGUCAUAUAAAGAAAAGGUCUUCUAUUAUCUCUGAAGCCUAUAAAAAAUGCAAUAGUUUGGUCAGACUUUAGGUUUGUCAGGCUACUAUCAUCGCCUUGUGUAUUGCUUUUUAGCUCUUUAUCUAGAAACCCUUAUUAUAAUACUUUUUAAGCAUACUUCAAGUGAAAUUAGAAGUACUUUUAGUGCAUGUUGGAACUCUUUAAAUGCAUUUUCAAGCCCCUAUCACAGGCUUUCUUGGUUGUAGUGUAGCUUGCAAGAAGUUCUUAAAAUAAGAGAUUUUUGCAUCGGACUCUGGUGCUGUUUUUGCUUUUUUUCAUGCAGCUUAUGGUAUGACGAUCCAACCACACAAUAAUGUGCUUUAACACUUUUGAAAGUAUGACAAUAUAGACUUAAUUAGAUUGAUCCAUUUCUGCCUUAGACCUCAGCGUGAACUUUAACUUGUACCUCUUUAUCACUGAGAUUCUUUCAUACGACUAAAAUUGUAUUUUGGCUAGAAAGAAGAGUAACCGCGUUAUAUUUAAGGCACAUAAAAGUGAAUUAUUUUUUUAAGAGUUUUUGUAAAGCCAUGCAAACAUCUCAGCUCUGCAGAGUUCUUAAAUUGAGUGAUUAAUGCACUGGACAGCUGUGCAGCCGCCUUCUUCUAACUUUAUUAAGGAGCCCUCAUUAGUACACUUUAGGUGCAUACUUUGAGUGAAGUUUGACCCUAUUUAAAUGCAUUUUUAAGCCCUUUAUCACAUGCUUUCUUGUUGUACCAUAGCUUGAGAGAAGCUCUCAACAGUAGUGAUUUUUGCACUGGAUCCUGCAGAUUUCUGUAGAGUAAUUUGACUCAACAAUAAAUGAUGUAGUGAGACUCAGUGGUUUUGGUGCUGUUUUCCUGUUUUUACUCUUUUUUUUUUUUCCACCACCACGUUUCAAGUGAAGAACUUUUGUUACACAUUGAAAUGCACCAAGCCCAGAAAACUGCAACUAAACUUCAUUUAUAUGAGAUUUUCUGCACUUUUCUGUUGAUAUCGAAGCAUGAUAGCAGUUCCUAAGUUAGCUGUUUAGCUGUGGACACUUGUGUCAGCCUUUGCUUUUUUGCUUUUUAUCAAGGAGCUCUCAUUAUGAUGCUUAAAGUUCGUACUCUGAGUAUGAAAGUGCAUUCCUUGUGGUUUAAAAGCCCCAAAGAGGCAGAUUUGUGAUAAUUUCCAAUGCAGCUUUCAUUAUAAUACUCAAGCUUCUGUUUUAAGUGUAAAGAAAGUAGCUAGAGAACUUUUUAGGACUAUUGGAGUAUCAGGAGUUUUGACAUGCAGCAUUCUCUUACAUCACAUUUCUUUGUAAAUAAGCCUUUCAUCAUGAUAAAAGGGGAUAUUUACAGCUGUUGAAGCUUCAUAACUUGACUGUUGUAAUGUCUGACAAGAGCACUUAAAGGAAAAAUUUCUGAAUAUUUUGGACUUUGUGGAUUUUUACAACUUCUGCAGAGCUACAAGAUUCCCGCUCAGGAUGUAGAACGGUAUGACAGCAGAAAAAUGGACCACAUUUACGUCAUGGAUCCAGACCUGGGAUUAAACCCUGACUUGAUGGGACAUGGAGCUGGGCCUGCGGCGUGUGCUGGAGUGGAAACCACAGAGGAGAUACAAAGAGAAGAAGAACACUCACUCCAAGGACACGAUGGAGAUUUCAGCUCUGCCUCCUCCUCGUCUAACUCCUCCUUACCCUCCUCGGCCUCCUCCGUCUACCCGGUGUUCCUCUCACCGCCUCCGAUCCGUGUGGAGGAGGAGAAGGAGGGGCUGACCGGCUGCUCCAAGUCUUUCACUGCACUGAAGAUCUUCACCAGGAGGAAAGCGAUCGCUAAAUCGGGCCUUCACCAUCUGCCAUGCCAGCCAAGCACAUCAUCUCUGAACAGAGCUGACCCUGAGGCGAACAUCCGCAGCACUCUGGACUGGACCGACUCGGCUCUGUACGGAGAUCAUAUCUGGUUUGAGACGAAUGUCUCCGGGGAUUAUUGCUAUGUAGGAGAGUACUGUAUUGCCAGAGCACAGCAAAAGUCUGUCAGCAGAAGAAAAUGUGCUGCCUGUAAGAUCGUCGCUCACACCAUCUGUAUAGAACAACUAGAGAAGAUUAACUUCAGGUGUAAACCGUCGUUCAGAGAAUCAGGCUCAAGGAACAUCCGAGAGCCUAUAGUCGUGCGUCAUCACUGGGUGCAUCGGAGGAGACAAGAGGGGAAAUGUAAACAGUGUGGAAAGGGUUUUCAGCAGAAGUUUGCCUUUCACAGCAAAGAGAUCGUGGCUAUCAGCUGCUCAUGGUGCAAACAGGCUUACCACAACAAGUUGUCCUGCUUCAUGCUGCAGCAGAUUGAGGAAGCUUGUCCAAUAGGAGCUCAUGCUGCUCUCAUAGUCCCGCCCACUUGGAUUAUACGGGUCAGACGACAUCAGUCGUCCAUGAAGUCAAGUAAGAAGAAAAAGAGGACAUCUUUCAAGAGGAAAAGCAGCAAGAAAGGAGCAGAGGAAGGACGUCUGUGGAAGCCAUUUAUAAUCCGACCAAUCCCUUCACCUUUAAUGAAACCACUUCUGGUGUUUGUUAACCCUAAAAGUGGAGGAAACCAGGGCACAAAGAUCCUGCAAUCGUUCAUGUGGUAUCUGAACCCCAGACAGGUGUUCGACCUGAGCCAAGGAGGACCAACUGAAGGGCUGGAGCUGUAUCGCAAAGUCCACAACCUGAGGAUCCUUGCCUGUGGAGGAGACGGCACUGUGGGCUGGAUCCUGUCUUGUCUUGAUGAACUCGGAUUAAACCCUCAACCUCCUGUCGCUGUGCUACCUCUGGGGACGGGAAACGACCUCGCCAGGACCCUGAACUGGGGAGGGGGCUACACGGACGAACCUCUGUCCAAGAUCUUGUCCCAUGUCGAAGAUGGAACUGUGGUGCAGUUAGACAGGUGGAAUCUACAGGUUGAACCAAACCAGAAUGCAGGGGUUGAACCCGAUGAACAGCAAACAGAUAAGCUUCCUUUGGAUGUUUUCAACAAUUACUUCAGUCUGGGAUUUGACGCUCAUGUGACACUGGAAUUCCAUGAAUCAAGAGAGGCAAACCCAGAGAAAUUCAACAGCCGCUUCAGGAAUAAGAUGUUCUACGCUGGGACGGCGUUCUCUGAUUUCCUGAUGGGGAGCUCCAAAGAUCUGUCGAAGCACAUCAAAGUUGUGUGUGAUGGCACAGAUUUGACGUCAAAGGUUCAGGACUUGAAACUGCAGUGUUUGGUCUUCCUCAACAUCCCCAGGUAUUGUGCAGGCACCACACCUUGGGGAAAUCCUGGAGAGCAUCACGACUUUGAGCCACAGCGGCACGACGACGGAUACAUCGAGGUUAUCGGAUUCACAAUGACGUCGCUGGCUACGCUGCAGGUCGGAGGUCACGGCGAGAGGUUGAAUCAGUGCAGAGAGGUCACGCUGACCACCACAAAACCUCUCCCAGUGCAGGUGGAUGGAGAACCGUGCAGACUGGCUCCAUCUGUCAUCCACAUCAGCCUCAGGAACCAGGCCAACAUGGUGCAGAAGACCAAACGCCGGACGUCACUGCCUCACAUGAACGAUCAGCAGCCAGUCCCUGAGCGUCUGAGGAUCCGAGUCAGCAGGAUCAGCAUGACCGACUACGAGGCUCUGCACUACGACAAGGACAAACUACGGCAAGCAUCCAUUCCUCUGGGCCUGAUCGUGGUUCCUGGUGACAGCGACUUAGAGACGUGCAGAGAGCACAUCCAGCGUCUGCAAGAGGAGGAAGCAGCCAAACCAAAGAUCGUGUCCUCGCAGAGAUUGUCUCCAAAGUGGUGUUUCCUUGACUCAACGACAGCGGAUCGUUUCUACAGGAUCGACCGAGCCCAGGAACAUCUGAACUAUGUAUCAGAAAUCUCCCAGGAGGAGAUCUUCAUCCUGGAUCCUGAGCUGGUUGUUAUGACGACAGUUGGCACCUCCCCCUCUGCCAUGCCGGACCUGGUUAACCCCGCCUCAAGCAUGGAAAACAUCAGUUCCUCCCAGAGGCAGCGAGUGAACAGCGACAGCUCUGCAGCCGACGCUUUAGCCCACGACGCAGCACCUUUGCCCAGCAAACUCACCAGGGCCGGAUGCAUCCACCGCUCAAACACCACUGCUGCUGACUUUAGACCAAAACUGAGGACGGAGAAGAAUCAGAAAACGAGCGAAACGGAGAGGGAGAAAGAAAAAGAGCUGCUGAUUGAGUGUGUGAAGAACAAAGACUUGAAGAAGCUGCAGGAGCUGCACCUGAAGGGUGCUGACCUCACCUGUCUGGAUUUGUCAGGGUGCAGUUUACUUCAUCACGCCGUCAGCGCAGGAAGCAAGGAAAUUGUCCGCUACAUCCUCGACAACGCUCCAAGUGACCUGCUGGACAUCACAGAGAAACAACAGGGGGAGACGGUCCUUCAUCGAGCAGCAUCUCUGUGUCAAAGAACCAUCUGUCAUUAUCUGGUGGAGGCGGGAGCCUCGCUCAUGAAAACUGACCUGCAGGGCGACACUCCUAAAAAUCGAGCUGAGAAGUCACAUGACGCUGAGCUGGCGGCGUAUCUGGAGAACAGACAGCACUACCAGAUGAUCCAGAGGGAGGACCAGGAGACCGCCGUCUGAUACACGAGCGUCUAAAAACAACCGUCUGGACUUUUUAGGACGGAGAACCAGCCAAGGUCUUUGUCGCCGUCAUGAGACUGACUGAAAAAUGGUGUUCAGGGCGCUGUGAUGGGAGGACUGGUCAGAUCCCAGUUUACUGAGGGUUCUCAGAAAGAAGCUGUGCCAAACAGGAAGUUGAAUCAAGAUUACAGCGAACAGAGACACUAGUUUAGAGUUGGAUCGUGUUCAUCAAGUCAUUCCUUCAACUUUGAAAAGCUCUGAAAUGAAAUGUGACAGAAAUCAAGAAAACAAAAAUGACUUUCGGAAACUCAGAUUCUUGUUUCUGACUCUGGGAGUGAACUUCACAUUUCUUCAUGAGGAUUUCAUAUCAAACGAUUCCAGGAACUCCACUGUCCCGUCCAAUAAUCGUCAAAGUAAUGAGAUGGUUCUGUGGUUUGUCUUGUUUAGAUUGAGAGAGAUAUUUAUGUCAUGGUCUGAACUCAGGAAAAUGUCAAAAAUAAAGAGCAGAGCCCAGCUGUAAAGCUGCCGGGUCAUCGCAGGCUCUUCUUACUCCAAAUCGAAGAAUUAGGGUGUCCUGGUCAGUGGCCCUUAGAUGGGGAAAUAAAGACCAUAGAGGAAAGAUUACGUUGUAUCUGCAAAUACCUAUUUUAUCAGCCAAAAAGUUAGCGUCACUCUGCAAUCCUUUCUCCCUCAUCAGGGCGAGCAGAAGGUUUACUGUUAAAUGAAAUAAAAAGCUACUUUUAUUGAAAAAAAUCCUCAUUUAAAGACAAAAAGUUACAAGUGGAAGCUGGCAGAGUGAAAGAUCUGAAUAAACCCACACUGGACAGUUUUUCUCCAACCCACCCACACAGUUUAGGUGCAAAAAAAGCCAAAUUGCCACAUUAACAUGAUAUUUUUGCAGCUUUUUAGACUAUUUUAUACUCAUUUGCUGAAGAGUGAAUGAAAAAAAAAAGGUGGCAUUAGUGCUAAGUGAUCUUUACUAGCAUAAGCUGACUCUAUUUUAUAAUAAAGAUUUCAUUUAUUCACCUUAUGAAAUGCUAUAAAAUGAAACAUUUUCUUGUUACCAGGGGAAAAGAAAACUAUUAAAGUAACUGGAUAUUGUAAAUAUUAACUUUAAUUAUUAACCAAAAGUAAAAGUGAUGCUUUGUCCCUAAAUCAUCCUAUGAAGAAGUGCUGGGCUGCUGAACAAGCUGCUGUUUUUGACACAUUUGGAGUGAGAGCAGUCCGUUAAACAAUCAGAAACUAAGGCGUAAAGCCCUUCUUCCUUCUUUUUUGAUGUUGAUAUUAUGAGCUGAAUUCAUUCACUGAGGAGAAAAAGAAGUCCAACGAUAAAAGAACAAGUCUGAAGACAGUAGAAGGAGAUAAAUAGAGUGGUGCAGGAAGUGAGUUAGCAUUUUAGCACCUCCGGUUCCCUCAUCUGAAAGUCUAUAGUUUUUUUGUUAAAUACCUGAAAUGAGUUCUAUGGUGAACACAAGCUCAAGAACGUUUAACGUUUUUUCUACAACAUAAAAUACAUGCCCCACCUUUGAAAUGUGUCUUUUUGCAUCUUAAUAAAGGCGGUCGCUAAAGGACAGCUAACAAGGACUACAGCUUUUGUCAGGAAGACUUUAUGUCAUCAUCCGAAGCACGGCAACUGAGCCUGCCGUUCAGUUUUAUCUGCAGGUGAUGACGUUAAAUUCAGUUUGCUGUGUUAUAGUUCAAUAUAGCAUGAUGUUAGCUUUUUACUAUAGUCAGUUAGAUUAACGAACCUGAUAUGAUGCUUAUAUUAUCACCUUAUGAAGAUUAUCUUUAUGAACAAAACGUCUAAGUUUCAUUAACUUUUAUUGGACACAGAGCUUAUUUUCAGCAAUAAUCCAAAAACCCAUUAAAAAAUCCCAUAGGCUUGAUGUUGAGGGAACCCACGCGAUGCAAACUUACGGGUUUCCCUUCAAAAUUACGUCACGACUGCAACACUUUUUGCCGUCUAACUGCAUUAGACAAAAGGUAUUGGUUGUUUGCAGUCACAUGAUCCUGAUGGCACACAGGUCAGAUGGAGGCAGGAAGUGAAAAGUAGAGGCUAGGACCUGCAGGCUGCAGUUAUAAUUAGAAAAGUUGUGCAUACGUCGGCUAUGAUCCUGACAGCUUAGAAAGAAGAGAUCAAUAUUAGUCUUGCAGACCUCCUACUGCAUGUCUAGUCAGAUGAAAGGAGACAAGAGUUUAUUUUUCCUUGCACAAGACGUGAAGUUGAGAGCCUGAUCAAAUUCUGCUUUUUUACUGAGACAGAUCAAUCAGGAAAUCCUUGUGAUUUUAGCCUAGAAUUAUUAUGUUAUCACGCAUCUGGAUUUAGAAAAGACAAUUCUGUGAACUGGGCCUAUCUAACCACUGUUAUGUUGUAAAUGUAUGACUUUCUAAAUUCUCAAAAUUUAAGAGUUUAUAAGUCAAAAUUUACAGUUUUUAAAUUAAAGAACUUCUCGUUUUUAUUUCAAAUGUUGAGUUAUUCCCCCAAACAUUAACAGAUCCCCCUUUUUUUUCUUUUUAGAGUGACUUUAUAGGGUUAGUGUGUCCAAAGAUGGCUUUUUUCGCAAAGGCAGAGCUUUUUUUUGGAAAUUAUAAAUGAACCUUAUCCAGCUUCCUGACUGCUCAGAGCCCUGGGUGGGAAAAGCGCACUCAGCAUUAGCUGUUUCUGUCACGGCGCUUAACGCCCUCUCAGUUUAAAACCAUUCAACUUCUGGACAGUGCUGCGCUCGUCAGUGUCACUUCUCCCUCACCUUUCAAUCAAAAUCAAAAAGGGGUGGGGCUUCUGACAGUAGCCGAAGAGAAACCGAUCUGAUUAGUCUUUCUUCGUCGUUUUUCAAGGGUAGUUUUCAGGUGUGCAGCUGCUGCCUGUAUAAAAACAGUGAUAUUACAAAAAUAUGAACCAAACAGAAAUUUUUUCAGAAUGUUACAGAUUCUACCAAAGAAGGCAGGGUUCAUAUUUUUGUAACAUAAGCGCUGGCGAGAAGCGCUCUGGAAUUUAGAUGUUGAUUGAUGCAAAUGCAAAUGCAAAAAAAAAAAGUCAGCAAUGGACACACAGCCAUAGUCUGAGGUAAAAAAGCCAGACUGGUACCAAAUGCAAAGCAAUUUAGGAGCCAAAAGACCAGCUCUUGUUCCAGAGCUAAGCCAAAUGAUCCAGAUCUCUUAAAAGAGAUAGUUGGACGUUGGCUAUGGAAACGCAAGAAAGAUCAGGGUUUAUUGUGACAAACUGGACUGAACUAAACUGACCAUAUGUGAGCGUUGUCUGACUGCCCCUCCAGUUCAUAGAUGGAUGGUCUGCCGCCUUGUUUCAGUCAGCUUCUUAAACUGUUUUGCCUAAAUGUGUUACUACAUUCAGGACUCAAAAGUAUCCCAAUGUCUUUUCCCAAUGUGAGCAGAUGUCACAGCUGUAAAGAGCACUAACUUUGGCAUUUUGAUAGCAUGUCUCUAUGUAGAAACCUCUUCCUGCCUCCCAUCUUAUCUGUCACGGUUUAGGAUGUAAACUACAAACAUGGCAACACUCGAUGGGGUUGCAGCUCUGUUACAAAACUGGUGGUCUGAACACCAUCAGUUCUGUUUUUUACAUUUUUCUCAUGGGUGGAACAGCCUAGUGUUAUAGAUAAUUAACGACCAUUUUAACUGACUUUGAGCAGACUGUCCCCGUAGAUAUCGUCAUUACAGCAGCAGAGAGUAUGAUGGUGUGUUUCAUUUAUAUCAGAGGUUGGAUGUUUUUAACUGGCACUGACCUGCGUUUCGGACAGAAAUUCGACUUCAGGGGGUGUUCAUGAUAUCCUACUGAUAUUUCUGGAUUUCCAGCUUCUGGCAUCAAAUAAAACAGCAUAUAUCUCAGGAUUUAGGAUCUAUCCUCUGGAGCUCAUAAUCUCCAGUUAAUCCAUGGAAAUGAAACUAUGAAGCCUUUUGGACCAAAAAACAGACAGCUUGAGUUUCAGUCAUGAGAAUUGUUAAUAUGACAUCACGUUUGGACCAGAGUUUAGUAAAGACCAACAAAUCUUUUGAUAACAGCUCUGAAAAAUCAUUAUUGCCAUCCUGUUGUCCUGAUACUUUCUUUAUCCAUGUUCAAUAUUUCAACCGUUCUGACAAUGAUGAUCAUCGGCAUGUUGGAAAACAAAGUUUGAUUUUCUGGUGCCUGUUUUUUAAAGGUUUGAGGGGAAUCUGAAGAAUCCAAAAUGUUUCAAUCAUAAAAUAUCAUUCUAGCAGUAUUUAAAUUAAUCAUUCACAGAAGGGUUUGAAGAAACUGUAAUUAUUUUGUUGUGUAAAAGAUUUUAAAAAUGACCAAAUGUUAAUGUGAUUAUUUUGUGAAAGUGGGGUUUUUAUUUAGCAUGGUUUUAUUAAAUUAGAUCAAAUUUACAGUGUGUGAAUCUAAAUUAAAAAAGUUACCUGUUUUAUUGAUAUUUUGUUCAAGUUAAGGAAAAUCAAGACAUGUUUGAUUCUAUUUUGUUUUUUAUCAUUUAUUUAAAUGUACAAAUGAAUCAUAAGAGCUCGACUUGGAACAGUGUGAGCCUGACAGUUUGAAAUGUGCAGAGGGGAACAUUUGUGGAGUCAAACAUUAAAAUAAAACGUCUCUUUUA
Messenger RNA from Cheilinus undulatus (humphead wrasse), 9906 nucleotides. Its product is annotated as diacylglycerol kinase zeta-like. Gene Ontology annotation, cellular component: nucleus. NCBI's taxonomy places the organism in Eukaryota, Metazoa, Chordata, Actinopteri, Labriformes, Labridae. The record is from RefSeq and is a predicted model, not a curated record. Gene Ontology annotation, molecular function: ATP-dependent diacylglycerol kinase activity; protein binding. The transcript has 34 exons. Bases 2225 to 5326 code for a protein of 1033 amino acids. Gene Ontology annotation, biological process: intracellular signal transduction; regulation of synaptic transmission, glutamatergic; diacylglycerol metabolic process.